Paramecium pentaurelia is the source of this 1634-nucleotide messenger RNA. Lineage: Eukaryota; Ciliophora; Oligohymenophorea; Peniculida; Parameciidae. The record is from the annotation of a GenBank genome assembly.
AUGGGAUUAUGUAGUGGAAAAACCAACACCUCAAAAAAUAGUAAAUCAUAAAGUGAGAACAAUGUAAGGAAAAACAAUUAUUCUAGAAAAUUUAAAACUUAGGUUCAAAGUUACAAUCAUCACCUGAUUCUCAUUUUUAAAGAAAUAAUAGAUUUGGAAAUUUGUCUUAACCAAAUAGCGCUUAGCAUUAACUGACAGUGAUUUUAGAAAGUUAUUAGAUGCAAAAAGAAAAACUUAUAUCAUCUCCUAGAAGUAUAAGAUCACAUUAAACACUAUUAAUCAGCAAAAGAAAUGCUGAAAUGAAUAAAUUGUAAGAAAGUGAUUUCAUUCUUUCUGAAGAAUUGAAUAAAGCAGAUAAAUGUAUUUAUAAAUACUUUGUAAAUAAAUUUACUGGAAGGAUUUAUUAUACUAGUUCUGCUGAUUAAGGUGAAGAAACAAUUCACUCAAGUAAUAUUAGAUUGAAUAAAAGUGCACUUGUAAAUUAUAUUUUAAGUUUAGACUCAUCCUCACAUAAUAGAAAUUUUAGAAGUAGAAAAUGAAGAAUCAUAAUAAAAAGAUAAGUUAUACUUUGAAUAUUGUUCUUAAGAAAGCUUAUAAGAUUAUGUAGAUAAAAAUUAAGAUUUAAAUUUGGAAUAAAUUUCAAUAUUAGUUUCAUAAAUCAUUUCUAUUGUCAGCCAUCUUCAUUCUAAAUAAUUAUAUCAUAACAAUUUAGAUAUGUAAUCAUUUCAUUUUUUUGUGAAUUCAAAAUAUCAUUAUCUAAAAUUAACUAAUUUAAAUGGAAUAUUUCAUUUAAAGAAAAGAGAAUAUAGUAGUACAAAUUUUGAUGUAAUAGAUAAAAAUAAAUCAUCAGAAUUAGAUAUAUGGUAAAUAGGAUUAAUAAUAUAUUCUAUGAUUGUAAAAUUGAAUACUACAAAAAUUAAUAAUUAUAAGGAUUUAGAUAAUGAAUUAUGGUUAGAAUCAAUAAAAUCUAAUUUAAGACUUCCAUAAAAUAUAAUUGGAAUCAAUUUAAGAUCAUUAAUAUUAGCAAUGUUAUAAUUGGCACCAUAAUAAAGAAUUAAAAUAGAUUAGAUAAAAGAAAAUAAGUUUGUUUAAUCUGGAAAUUAUGAAUUCUUAAGAUUGCAUCAAGUUAAAUUAAUUCCAUAAAAUCUUCAUAAAAAAAUUAAUUAUUUAUAAAAGUGCUUUACUUUUUAUUUGAUUUAAUCUUUUGUUCCUCAUUAAUUUUUAAUAAUGAAAAAGAUUUAUGAUAUUUUAGAAAAAAAUGAAGAAAAUAAUUUGAAUCUUGUUAGUCUAAUCAAAUUAUUAUAAGAUUUAUUUUAAGAUUAAAAUGUUGGAUCAGAUUAUUAAUAAUUAAUAGAAUCUAACGAAUAAAUUUCAUUUUAAGAUUUUUUAAUAAUGAAUAGCAAUUUAAGUAGAGUUCUUAUAAUAGAAAAUUUAAGAAAAGGAUUCUAAAUAUUAUCAAAUAAGAGUUAGUAUAUAAGUAAAAAAAGUUUAGUCAAACUUAUGUAAACGGAUUAGUAAUCAUUAAAUAAAGAGUUCGAAAAACAUUGUUUGAAAUGGAGGGUAUUUAUAUAUAAUUUAAUAUUUAUUAGUUUACUUAUGAUCAUUUUAUCAAUUUUAUGGAAAAAAUAAAAUGA